UGAAAUGUUAGUGAUUGGUGUGUUUGUGUGUUUGAUAUUUAUAAUAAUUUUGUGUUGUUUUAAUUAUUUUUUGAGUGUUCUGUUAGUUUAUGUUUUUAAAUGUAAUAAUUAUGCAUCGACUCGACUCACAGUUCAAAAUAACCAACAAAAAUUGUGUUAUUUGGCAUUGACAGAAUGAGACAAGGACGCGGAGGUCAACGUAAAACAAAAUGCCUUAGCCGCCGAGUAGCGCCACCCAUCACGCUGCCCGCCACACUGGAGGACCCCGCUGCCUCCUGGAAGGGACCGCCGCCCGGCUCGGAGCCCCAAAACUUUGCGGCUAGUGCCGCCAAUUCUUUUUCCGGGCCGGCGGCGGGCUUCCAGGGGCCGUCACCAUUUCAAGGCCCGACGGCUGGUGCUGGAUCACCAGCAGGUGCACCACCCUAUCAGGGGGGGCCUCCUCCAGGUUCAAAUACUCCGCAAUAUAAUGCGUCACCCGCACCAUCCGGCUCAUCAACACCGGGUCCUGGACCUGGUCCACAAAGUGUUGGUAAUGCCGGUUUUCCGCCACCACCUAAUUCAGCUGGCCCACCAUACAAUGGUCCUGGAUCAGGACCGUUUGGAUCACCUUCAGCCGGUGGACCACCAUUUGGUAGACCCGGUUCUUCAGGACCACCAUUUGUUAGUGGGCCAGGGCCCGGAGGCGGUAAUCCACAUUUUGCGUCUCCGGGCCAACCUUUUGGUGGGCCACAAUUUGGCAUGCCACCUGGAUCACCGUUUGGUCAUGGACCUGGACAUCCGAUGGGAGGACCAUUAGGUCCUGGACAUGGUAUGAUGACUGGUCCGAAUCCUGUAGAUAGAAUGGAUCAAGGGUCCUUACCUGUACCGAGGAGACAUACGCCGUAUUUUGGACAACCUGACUAUCGAAUAUAUGAGCUCAAUAAAAGACUGCAACAAAGAACAGAGGAGAGCGAUAAUCUCUGGUGGGAUGCCUUUGCUACGGAGUUUUUUGAAGAUGAUGCAUCUUUAACAUUAACAUUUUGUUUAGAAGAUGGGCCUAAGAGAUAUACAAUAGGAAGGACGUUAAUACCCCGAUAUUUCCGAAGUAUCUUCGAAGGUGGUGUAACGGAAUUAUAUUACAAUAUGAAGCAUCCUAAAGAGUCAUUCCACAAUACAAGCAUAACUCUAGACUGUGAUCAAUGUACUAUGGUCACGCAUCACGGGAAACCUAUGUUCACCAAGGUAUGCCUUCAACAAAUCAUUAUCCAAGAAAGUUUAUUGAUCAUAAUUAAUUUGUGUUUUCGAAUGUUUCAGGUGUGCACCGAGGGUAGAUUAAUAUUAGAAUUUACUUUCGAUGAUUUAAUGCGAAUAAAAUCAUGGCAUUUUGCUGUUCGUACUCAUAGAGAAUUAAUACCACGAUCCGUUGUGGGUAUGCACUCGCAACAAGAUCCAGGAAUGAUUGAACAAUUGUCCAAAAAUAUAACACGACAAGGCAUCACGAAUUCUACCCUUAACUACCUCAGAUUAUGUGUAAUAUUAGAACCGAUGCAAGAGUUGAUGUCUAGGCAUAAAGCGUAUGCUUUAAGUCCACGGGAUUGUUUAAAAACAACAUUAUUCCAAAAAUGGCAGAGAAUGGUGGCCCCGCCGGAAUCACAACGUCCAGCAAAUAAACGACGAAAAAGGAAAGGCUCAAAUUCAGGAGGUGCUGCAAACAAUGCACCACCAGCUCCUAAUAAGAAAAGAUCACCUGGACCCAAUUUUUCGUUAGCUUCACAGGAUGUUAUGGUAGUUGGAGAACCAUCACUAAUGGGCGGUGAAUUUGGUGACGAAGAUGAACGUUUAAUUACAAGGUUAGAAAAUACACAAUAUGAUGCAGCGAAUUCCUUAGAGCAUGAUAAUCAUGGAUUUCAUGCGGAUUCACCAAUGACCGGACCAAAUUCAUGGGGUGGUCCAGUCAGUGAUAGAGGGCCAGGCGGGGGACCACCUCAAGGUAACACACCUUCGAGUCAAGACUCUGAGAAAAAGUCACCCGCAGUGAGCCAGUGAUGAUUGUGAACUUAAUAAAUAAAAUUUUAAUAAAAAUAUUAAUAAAAGAAUAAAAAAAAUCGAACAAAAAAAAAUAAAAGGUGUUUAUAUUUGAAUCUCUCCGUCGUCAAUCGAAAAGUCAGUAUUUUGUCAACUAUACAGUUAUAUAUAUAUAUUAGUGUUGGAGGUGACAUAAAACUCAUUGUGUGAUUUAAUGACUUAAAAUGAGUGGACACCUCGUUUUGUAUCUAUAUUAAUUAAUUAAUUAAAAAUUAAGUUAUUUUAAAACAAAUAAACAAUUAUGAUAAACAUGUUGUUUGUGUAAGUAAGAGGGGUAAAUGAUCUUAAAUAACAAACAGUGUUUUUAUUAAAAUUAAUCACAUACUACAAAAAAUAUUCACAAAAUUCAAUAAAAAUUAUCAAUUUUUAAAGAAACAAAUGAAUCAGUUUAUAUAUCGUUGUUUAACCGGAAAAAGAAGCGUUUGUACGAUAAUUUUUUAUUCAAAUUUUCUACGAGAGACAACAAUGAUGAAACGAAGUUGAUAUUUUGCAUACGAUUAAUCAAUUUCUUUGAAAUUAAAUUUUCGGAUAACCAAAAAUGGUGGAGAUUCGGAUGUAUUAACAAAUUCACAUCGUUCUAAAAUACAAGAUGGUGUAAAAGCGACGCACAUAUUGAAAAUCGGAAUAACUUUGACACAUACUUAAAAACCUGUGGAGGGUUUUGUUUCAUUCUUUACGACCUCAUUCCAUCCAAAUGACUGGAUGAAUUUUAUUUAUUGGUGUUUCGAUUGAUUUCUUUUCAAAUCAAAUACCAUAGAAGAAACCGACGUCAAAAACGAACAUGUAUAUUUGUUUAUACCGUCUCAUAUUCAACGGUACUAGGCCUAGCAACAGAAAUUUAACGAUUCCCCAAAAAUUAAAAUAAAAUUACCUGUUCCAAUUUUAAAUAAGUCCAUUAAUUUUGCUCCUUCUUGUAUUUGAAUAACAAUGGCGUUCAAUUUGAAUUUGUUUAAAUGGUAAAAAAUUGAAAUAAUAAUUUCAUAAUAUUCAAAUUUUUAAUGUACUUAAACCGAAACGGACGUAUAAAUGAAAUUUGCUAUAAAGAAGAGGUUAAAUGGCUAAUCCAUACGCCUUGUAUCAAUUUCGUUUUAGUAUUGUAUAGAAAUGGCGAUCAAAUUAAUUUUCGACCAGAAAACACCAUUCAAAUUAUUAUUUAUCAAAGUAAACUUGAAUAAAAAUUUUGUAAAUAAAAAAUCUGGAGCUGUUUUUUGAAAUAACACCAACAAUUUGAUGU
Molecule: messenger RNA, 3298 nt
Organism: Chrysoperla carnea
Lineage: Eukaryota; Metazoa; Arthropoda; Insecta; Neuroptera; Chrysopidae
Gene: Chi
Product: LIM domain-binding protein 2
Exons: 8
Coding region: 175-2025 (616 amino acids)
Biological process (GO): positive regulation of transcription by RNA polymerase II; nervous system development; negative regulation of transcription by RNA polymerase II
Cellular component (GO): transcription regulator complex; nucleus
Molecular function (GO): LIM domain binding
Source: RefSeq, a predicted model, not a curated record